This is a messenger RNA of Zea mays, 1429 nucleotides long. RefSeq names its product 40S ribosomal protein SA-like. Gene Ontology annotation, cellular component: small ribosomal subunit; ribosome. The record is from RefSeq and is marked provisional. The transcript is spliced from 5 exons. Lineage: Eukaryota; Viridiplantae; Streptophyta; Magnoliopsida; Poales; Poaceae. Gene Ontology annotation, molecular function: structural constituent of ribosome. Bases 191 to 1117 code for a protein of 308 amino acids. Gene Ontology annotation, biological process: translation.
GCAUCACUACGUCUCUGCAGAAGCUUCCUAGGGUUUUUUAGGCGUCGCAGAUAAGAGAUCCCCUCACUGCAUUCCCUCUGAGCGCCGCCACUCCCUGACAUCGAGACCGGCUGCCCGACCCCGGUCCGGCGAUCCCUCUGCACCCCUUUCUUUGCGCUGCCAGCCCCAAUCUCUCGCAUCCCUGUCAACCAUGGCGGCGUCAGCAGGCGGAGGCGCGGUGCGCGCGCUGUCCCAGAAGGAGCAGGACAUACAGAUGAUGCUCGCGGCCGACGUCCACCUCGGCACCAAGAACUGCGAUUUCCAGAUGGAGCGGUAUGUCUUUAAGCGUCGCACCGACGGCAUCUACAUCAUCAACCUGGGCAAGACAUGGGAUAAGCUCCAGCUCGCGGCGAGGGUUAUUGUUGCCAUUGAGAACCCGCAAGACAUCAUCGUCCAGUCGGCCCGCCCCUACGGCCAGCGUGCUGUCCUCAAGUUCGCGCAGUACACUGGCGCCCAUGCCAUCGCUGGGAGGCACACCCCUGGUACCUUCACCAAUCAGCUCCAGACCUCUUUCAGCGAGCCUCGCCUGCUCAUCCUUACUGACCCAAGGACUGACCAUCAGCCAAUCAAGGAGUCUGCUCUGGGGAACAUCCCGACCAUUGCCUUCUGCGACACUGACUCUCCCAUGCGAUAUGUCGAUAUCGGCAUCCCAGCCAACAACAAGGGGAGGAACAGCAUUGGAUGCCUGUUCUGGCUUUUGGCCAGGAUGGUUCUGCAGAUGAGGGGCACUAUCCUCCCUGGGCACAAGUGGGAAGUCAUGGUUGAUCUGUUCUUCUACAGAGACCCAGAGGAAGCGAAGGAGCAGGAGGAGGAAGCUGCUGCGGCCCCUGAGUUUGCUGCAGUCACUGAUUACCAAGGAGCUGAUCAGUGGGGUGGUGACCAGUGGACCUCUGAUGUGGCUGCACCACCUGUUGCUCCUACUGGUGCUGAUUGGGGUGCUGCACCAGCUUCGGUUCCUACCGGUGAUGGCUGGGAUCAAACUGUGGCCCCUGUUCCUGUGGAUGGCACUGUUCCUCCAGUGGUCGCUCCUACUGGUUGGGAAUCAGCAGCCCAGCCCACUGCCCAAGGCUGGGAGUAGGCGUUGAGGCAUCACUCUGAGACGUCUUGUGCGGGAUUAUUCCAAAGUAUGAAUGCCCGAAGUCAGACGACAUAUUUUGUAGCUAAUUUGCUAUGCUUUGUGCACUUAUGUUUUUAGGGCUUUCUAGUUGAACCGGUGCCCCUGUUCUGUUUUUAAAAUUGCCUCUAUGUAAGAGGCUGUGCAGUAUAAGUACUAGCCCCUUUGUUUUCUGUCGACCGCAUUGCAUGGUUUGGUUCGAACCUUUCGAUGUCGUAGUUCUAUAUGAUAAUACAUUCAGUUGAUUUUGAUAUAUGAUAAUACAUUCAGUUCAAU